Rhizophagus irregularis DAOM 181602=DAOM 197198 is the source of this 1494-nucleotide messenger RNA. NCBI's taxonomy places the organism in Eukaryota, Fungi, Glomeromycota, Glomeromycetes, Glomerales, Glomeraceae. The record is from RefSeq and is a predicted model, not a curated record.
AUGAGCUCUAAGACAUUACAAAGUAUAGAAGAGUCCGAAUUGCCACCUGACUUAAAAGAAAUUUUGCCUUGUGAUUAUAAAUAUCAGCUUGAAAAAAUGGACAUACUUCCAUCAUUAUUUACUGAUAAAGAUAUAGAGUUAAAGCAAUUUAUCUUUGACUUAUUAAUAAAUAUUCAAACAAAAGAUGAUGCAUUGAUAUGUUGUGUUGCUGGUGCGCUUCCUUUUGAUCUUUUUUUAACUUCUGAUGAAUCAGAAGUUACAAUUGAAUUUGCCAUUAAUAAAUUAAAAAGUAUUUUACCUUCAAAUGCAUUUUUUGGUCGAGGAGUAGAUCUAGAUCCUUCUAUGUUUAUGACUGAUGAUUCUGCAGCUGAACAAAAUAUUAUGAAUGUUGAAUACCAGAAAUUCCAGUUACAAUGGUAUAAUAAGUAUUCUAAAUUGGCAAGGCAUUGUUCACUCCUUUGGGAAAGAAGAGAAUUUUGGGCAGUAUCAUUUCGUAAUGGUGCUUCAACAAGAGGAAAUCAUACAAAUAAUUAUGUAGAAAGGAGCUUUGGAAUUAUAAAAGAUAUUAUUUUUAGUAGAGUUAAAGCUUAUAAUCCUAUUCAAAUUUAUUUUUUUAUUAUUGGUAAUAUGGAAAGAUUUUAUGAAAGGAAGCUUUUAGCUAUUGCAAAUAAGCAAUUAAACAGUAUUUCAAAAAGGUUUUUUUGUCCAAGGUGGGAAUCUGUUGACCAAAAUAAAAUUGUUUCUGCUAAUAUUGAACAUAUGUAUUAUGUUCAAAGUACGUCAAAGUCAGAUAUAUUUUAUAUAGUUGAUUCAAAUAUUGGUAUAUGCACAUGUCCGAAAGGCAUUUGUGUAAUGGACAAAUCCUUUUAUGUAAAAUUUCAUGCUGAAAUAAAAACUAAGGAUUUUUUAGAAAAUAACGCCACAAACAUAUUAGGAAAUGAUAGUAACAUAAAUAAUAUAUGGGAAAAUAAUAAUACAAAUCCAUCAGAAAGUCCAGAAAGCCCAUUGGAAAAUAACAAUAACAAUGCAAGCCCAUCAGAAAAUAAUCAUGCAAAUUUAUUGGAAAAUAAUGCACUGAGAUUGUUAGAUACGAACUCAUCGGAAAUCUUUGCAAGAUCUUCGGAAUUAGAACUUAAUCACCAAAAUAGAGAAUAUCGUGUCAAGUUAAUUAAAGAAUUUCUUGAUUCUGUUUAUCAAGAUGUUACAAAUAACGAUCAAUUAUUAUUAGGCAUGGAAAGUUUUCAAAAGGGGUAUGAAAAAGCUAAGAAUACAUCUAAUGGACAACUAGUAUCAUAUUUACACCAAAAUUAUCAAAAUUUGGAUUCAAGAUUUAAUGUGAAAAAUCGCAAAAUUCCAGUACAAGUAGCUUCAAUCCAAAGGCGUAAACAUUCUAAAGAGAAUGAUCCUAAUAUGAUGCCAUCUAGGAAAAAGAGAAAAAUUUCAAAAUUAUCGCACAAUUUAUCCCAAUCCAUAAAGAAAAAUAUAAACAGCUAG